Durusdinium trenchii is the source of this 1237-nucleotide messenger RNA. The record is from the annotation of a GenBank genome assembly. NCBI's taxonomy places the organism in Eukaryota, Dinophyceae, Suessiales, Symbiodiniaceae.
UCAGUGGAUGUGCAGUGGUCACAACUGGGUCACAACUGGGUCACAACUGUCCAAUGACACGUAUAUCUCCAUGCAAGCUCUUUUGCACCGGCACAUGGAAGAUGCUUAAUGAACGGCACCGAAAAAGAUCGUCCUGACAAGCUUCUCUGCCUACAGAGUGAAGGCAGCGCCAUGAUUUCUGGUGUCUUGGCACAAGACCUUGUGGCGAAUGAUGUCUUGUUCAGGUAUUGUAGGAAGAAUCCACUUGCAAUCCAUUGUUUCCAAGACAAUUACCAGAAGCUUCCUGCCACCGCCGGCCAUUUUCAAUUCCUGCCACCAUCCAUUCCGCUCGUCCCCCUGCUUGAGAACAUCUGCAAUGACAUGGCUGAUGCAAAUGACAAUGGUGCCAUCACUUGUAGUCCCUUCAAUGCCUUCCUUGAAGAGGUUGAUCAUGCCGUACACGUCUUCCUUAGCCUUCUCAACGAAAUUGACCUCAAUGCCAAAGCGUGAGAAAGCUUCCGUUGCCGGCUUCCACUGAGCUACACGUUCCAGGAAUAGCACGUUCGGAACGUUGGCAACACCGCUCUCUUGAAGAUAUUUGAGAGCACCUUGGGCUCCACAACCUGGACCAGCCCCGAAGUCUACCACGCCCGAAGCACAUGUUGCACUAAGCACAUGUUGCACUUCGAACGUUGUGUUCGAAGCCGCCCUUUUGAGCAACUCAAAAGUAACCGUAGAGCGAGCGACAAAGUGCUUGAUGGUAUAGUUGAAAGCAAAUCCUGGGCUUUGAUUUUCCUUCAAGUCGGACCAAACUUGACGCUUUCCCCAAUUUCCGUACACGGAGCUUCGAGGUUCAGCUCCAUCAUAGUCGGACACAAAGCAAGGCUUCGAGGUUUAGCUGCAGCCCUCGCUUUGAACCAAAGUUUCACUGCAAGUCCAAAACACUAAAUUCAUCACAACUUCUGCAGGACAUGGGAUGUAGAACCAGUAUUGUCAAAGCAGGCUAAGAUCGCCAUCUGUCAGUUACCAGCACUUUCUGAUCUCUACACAAAGAUAAGAUAUUUAUAUGGAUGUGGAUUUGCCUCAAAUUUAAUGAUAUAAUUUGCACUAGAAUGAACAUGUAUAUCACUGACUAAGCAUGUACCAACAUCCAAUUGGCUGGUGGCAACUCCUUUCCCAACAUCUUCAACAUCGAUGGCCAUUGCCAUCCUUUUCUCCACCCACUGCUCUGCCGCGCUUAAGCAAGCAGAGUGCCACU